Messenger RNA from Halteromyces radiatus, 821 nucleotides. RefSeq lists its product as uncharacterized. The transcript is spliced from 5 exons. Gene Ontology annotation, cellular component: RNA polymerase I complex. Gene Ontology annotation, molecular function: DNA-directed RNA polymerase activity; nucleic acid binding; zinc ion binding. Gene Ontology annotation, biological process: termination of RNA polymerase I transcription; DNA-templated transcription. The coding region runs from base 186 to 572 and encodes 128 amino acids. NCBI's taxonomy places the organism in Eukaryota, Fungi, Mucoromycota, Mucoromycetes, Mucorales, Cunninghamellaceae. The record is from RefSeq and is a predicted model, not a curated record.
GUGUCUCUCUCUUCUCUGUUGCUCUUCUCACAAUUUUUCCGUGUACUGAAAACACGUAGAUGUUUACAGUUUUUUGGACAAACUAUUAUAUAAUAGGUGGCUUGGGGGGGGAGAAUUUACUCACCUCUUUUCUCCGUUUCUUGUUUUUCUUCUCCUUACUUGUACAUAUUAUUUAAAUAUAUAUCAUGACUGACAUAGAACACCCUUCCAACGUUAUUGGUUCCCUUAUCUUUUGUCCAGAAUGUGGCAAUCUUUUAGACAUGCCUGGUGGUGAUGAUGAUAUUUUACUUUGUAAUCAAUGUAGUCAUCCAUAUCAAAUCUCUGGUUUUGAAGCCACUAAAGUUGUUACAACUUCAUCAGAUCGUGCUUUCCAAUCUCCAUUAAAAGCUAAACGUCAUUUGGUUCAACAAAGUCAACAAAAAGAAUCCGGUGCAACGAUUAAAGAAAAAUGUCCUCAGUGUGGUCAUGAUGAAAUGGCAUAUCAUACUAUGCAAUUACGGUCAGCGGAUGAAGGUCAAACUGUAUUCUAUAACUGUAAAAAAUGCGGGUACAAAUACUCGGUCAAUUCAUAAACUAUUCUCUCGCUAUCUUCUGUCAAUAUACAAACAUAUGUCAUCACGUCCUUAUUUAUCUACGUCAAUUUGAUAUCACAUUUACCUUUUAUUUACUAUUUAGAAUAUUAACCAUCAUUUAUCCUCUUCUCUCACUUUUCACUCUGCAUUAUUUAUUACUAUCCAUCAUCAUCAUCAUCAUCAAUAAAAAAUAGAUAUUCAUUUUUUACACUUAUUUCCAUUUACGGUCAAUGAAAUACGUUUAUUCUA